GUGUCGAAAGUGCGAAUGCUGCCUAACAUUGAGCGCUAGGUUUUAUUUGGAAUCUGCUGCUUCGUAUGUUUAAUAGAUUUAUGCACACUGCUGAAAAAGCUUUAAUGCUAAUAUGGCAUCCACUAAAGCUUCAAAAGAGCAGAAAUACGACAGGCAGCUGAGAUUAUGGGGAGACCAUGGUCAGGAGGCUUUGGAAAAUGCUCAUGUUUGUCUCAUAAAUGCCACAGCCACAGGGACAGAGAUACUAAAAAACCUGGUUCUUCCUGGCAUUGGAGCGUUCACAAUAGUGGAUGGACAUACUGUUACUGGGGAAGAUAUUGGAAAUAACUUUUUCUUGAGUAUAAAUCACAUUGGGAAGAACAGAGCACAUGCUGCCACUGAGCUGCUUCAGGAACUCAACAGUGAUGUUUCAGGAAACUUUGUUGAAGAGAGUCCUGAGAAACUCUUGGAAAACAAUCCUGAAUUUUUCCACAGAUUUACUGUUGUCAUUGGUGUCCAUUUACCAGAAACCACAUGCUUGCGACUCGGCUCUGUUCUUUGGAGUGCCUCUGUGCCUUUUCUCAUCUGUAAAACAUACGGGCUCAUUGGCUACAUGAGACUAGUGGUAGAGGAGCACACAGUGAUUGAAUCACACCCAGAUAAUGCUUUGGAGGAUCUACGGUUAGAUCAGCCUUUUGAUCAACUGAGAAAUCAUGUUGCUUCUUAUGACCUGGAAAGCAUGGACAAAAAGGAUCAUAGUCACACGCCGUGGGUUGUUAUUGUCAGUAAAUAUCUAGAAAAAUGGCUCAGUGAGCAUGAUGGUCAGUUACCAAAAACGUAUCGUGAGAAAGAGGCCUUCAGACAGUGUGUACGAGAAGGUAUCAGGGAAAAUGAGAAUGGUGUCCCAGUGGAUGAAGAAAACUUUGAUGAAGCUAUAAAAAAUGUCAAUACUGCUUUAAAUCCGACUAAGAUUCCAACUGCUGUCCAGGAUCUUUUCAACAGUGAACAAUGCAACCACAUCAACAAUCAGUCCUCCCCUUUUUGGGUGAUGCUGCGUGCUGUCAAAGAGUUUGUUCAAAAUGAAGGCAAUGGUAAUUUACCUGUCCGAGGCACAAUACCAGAUAUGAUUGCAGACUCGCAGAAAUUUAUUAACCUACAAAACAUUUAUAGGCAAAAGGCUAUGCAAGAUGCAGCAGCUGUUUCAAAACAUGUGGAGAGUUUAAUUCAAUCCGUUGGACUGGCACCUGAAAGCAUAUCUGAUAAGGACAUCAAACUCUUCUGCAAACACGCGUCCUUUUUGAGGGUGGUUCGCUGCAGGUCCCUGGCUGAAGAAUACAGUGUGGAUUCACAAAAUAAAAAUGAAAUAACAUCAGCCAUGGACAGUCCAGACAGUGAGAUGGUUUUCUACCUCAUGCUGCGUGCUGUGGAUCGUUUCUUUCAGCAGCAUUCACGCUACCCAGGAGUCUAUAACUACCAAGUGGAGGAGGACAUCAGCAAACUGAAGCUGUGUGUGACUGGGCUUCUACAGGAAUACAACCUCAGCAUCAAUAUCAAGGAUGAUUAUGUCCAUGAAUUUUGUCGUUACGGUGCCACAGAACCACACACAGUUGCUGCAUUCAUGGGAGGAGCUGCUGCUCAAGAGGCCAUCAAACUCAUUACCCACCAGUUUGUGCCCUUUAGCAACACUUACAUCUACAACGCCAUGUCGCAGACCUCUGCCACCCUGCAGCUCUGAACAGUGAGGUAUCAGUCUCCAGCUGUUCAUUACUGUAACUUACUCACAGUGACUAUCAGCACUAGGAUGGAGCGUGGAUUGUAUUUUUGAUCUUUUGUUACGCUCAGUAUUUGUGCACUUAAUUGUAAAGAUCAAUGGUCAUAAAUCAACAUGUGUUUUGUCAGUAAUCUGAAUCUAAACAGGCUAAACUAUGCUGUAGUAUUUUUAAUUGUCCCUGUCCAAUACGUUACAGUCUGUAGCACUUAAUACAAAAGUACUCUCUUGGUUUGUAAAGGCGGGAAUUAUCUUGAUUUUUUUUUUUUUAUUAUUACAAUAAAUAAGACACUAUUGUAAGAACAUCUUCUCUUAAUGUUAACACAUGAUGCUGUUGUAUGUCUCAUCAAAGAUUUGGAAUAAGAUGCUUCUUCUUAGGCAGCAUCUGACAGGCUUUGAGGAAGGAUAUGUGAUUUGAUAAGUGAAACAAGGUUUACACAGUUAUCUUGUCUAAAUAAAUGUUACAUGACAAGCAUGUGAGCUUCUUGGGAGGCCUGCAAUGUGACUUAUCCUCUGGCUGUUUUCAGGUUAGCACCAGGGCCCUCACUUUGGACAUGUUUGUUUCUUCAACAUUAGGGGGCACUAUGCUUCAUAAUUUGGAGCUAGAACAUUUUCUCAGAUAAGAAUGGUAAACAUAUAGGGAACUUUCUCAGUAAGAUGCAACAACAAAUUAAAAGCAUAUCUCUGUUAAUAUAAUAUAGGAAAACAGAGCAGGCUUUGUCAUGCCAUUAUUUUGUUUUGAAUAUGAUCUGAGCAGAUUUCACAUAUUCUUGACAGUUACUCAUGUUUGUGUGGAUAUGGGAACAUAAAUGGUUCCCUAGAACAGCGCUGACAAUUGGGGAAAUCAUUGUGUCAUCUGUUAAAAUUAUUGCUGGGCAUUUUCCAACUGCUUGAAAUUCCAACG
This is a messenger RNA of Periophthalmus magnuspinnatus, 2651 nucleotides long. It is a transcript of the gene nae1, whose product is annotated as nedd8 activating enzyme E1 subunit 1. The transcript has 20 exons. Gene Ontology annotation, cellular component: cytoplasm; nucleus. Gene Ontology annotation, biological process: DNA damage response; ubiquitin-dependent protein catabolic process; protein ubiquitination. The record is from RefSeq and is a predicted model, not a curated record. The coding region runs from base 113 to 1714 and encodes 533 amino acids. Lineage: Eukaryota; Metazoa; Chordata; Actinopteri; Gobiiformes; Gobiidae. Gene Ontology annotation, molecular function: ubiquitin activating enzyme activity; NEDD8 activating enzyme activity.